Ostertagia ostertagi is the source of this 411-nucleotide messenger RNA. The record is from the annotation of a GenBank genome assembly. Lineage: Eukaryota; Metazoa; Nematoda; Chromadorea; Rhabditida; Trichostrongylidae.
UAUGAGUUCAAGAAGGAAGGACAGAAAGCAGCUCUACUUGAACUUGGACCUCGGUUCACGCUAAGACUGAAGUGGCUCCAGAAAGGAACAUUUGACACUAGAUGGGGCGAGAACCGAUUUGCCUGGGGCGAGGAUGCACUUGGACCCCAUGUCCCCGUCGGUGGAAAAAUGGGAGCUCCUGAAAACCCAGAGCUGCACACUUAUGAUGGAGAGUAUCGUGGAACUCCUUCAAAAGGAGAUGUACUUAUACCUGAUUGGUCCUACCGUUCUGCCACUAAGACCACUACAUACAUUGACAGAUGUGUAACGAAAUUCAUCUCAGCCCUACUUUGGGAGCUUGGUAUACUUCCUGAUUCGGCAGAAGAUCCGGAAUACUGGGGCAACCAUGGAAAGAAAUAUGGGACAUACCGU